UUGUUUUUUUUUAUCCGUAGCAUAAAACAGUGCAUGUUGCCGUGAUGUAUGGUUCUGUUUCAAAUGCUUUCCUCGUCCUCAUACUUGGUAGAAUGGACUUUCUGUUGCACUUGCCAAGAACAUUACUUGAUAAGAAUCCAAGAACGUUCUAGCGUACUUGAGCAAGGUUUCUCCCAGUACUUUAUGAGGCUUGGUCACCUGUUAGGCUAAACAUAAAAGUAACUCAUGAGGUUAAAAUAUAGGAAGCCAAACUGUAGUUUUUCAUAGGAUUGAGAGGAGAUGCAGGGAGAUUAAAGACAGGAAAAUAUUCAAAUAAAAAGCAAAAAAAUAAAACAAAGUGUUUGAAAAGGAAAAUGUAGGUUUGUCCCACCACACGUUUUUCAUUUUCUGAAGCAAUAAUUUAUAAGCAUGUAAUAUUUAUAUAUUUUAUACAACUCGGAUCACCUUCAAAACUCAGUGCCAUUUCAAGGCAUUUUGGGGGCCACGUAAAGAAUAAAGCACCCCCGCCCCCCUUGGGCUCCCCCAGAAGCCUUUGUGUAAUUCAUGCCCUGGGCAGAUGUAUUUGUAUAGUGUUCUUCUUACAGAGGCAAUUGGUAAAUUGACUAUUUUCAACCCCAAGGCACAUUAUAACACAAAUAGUCAUUAAUCCAUUCACACACACAUUUACAUGCUGGUGAUGAUGAGCUCCAAUGAAGCCACAGCUGCCUUACACUGACGGCGCUAGGCACAGUGUUUAGCCCAAGGACACAACAGUAGAAAUCUCUGACAGAAUUCAAUUAGCUUUUCAGGUGCAUCAAAAAUCUGUUUCUGCAAUUAAAAUACACAACGCACAUUUUUUACUAAACCGAUCAAAACAAUAGAGUUUUGCUGGUAAAUCGGUUUAUAAGCACAAUUUGCCUCCUUCACUCACUCCCCUCCCAGUCCUAUAACUCCGCUUUAUCAGGUCUCUCCUCAGUCGCGGUAACGGCACAGACGCGCGUGCAGCUUUAACGGGGAAGCGGCACGGGAUCUUCCCCGCCAUUUCCUCGUGCCGAGCCCUGGAAUGUCGAAUGGUGGCUCAGGCUCUUCCUCACGGAAGGAGUUUGAUGUGAAACAAAUCCUCAGGAUCCGAUGGAGGUGGUUCGGUCACCCCGCGGUUCCUCCGCCUCACUCCCCGCCAGUAGCUGACUACUUCAGCGCGAGGGGAACGGGAGUCAGCUCCGCGGACGGACCCUCCGUUAGCGGUAACUUCCAUCCAGCCAGGGUGAGCCCAGGCGGACUGGUGGCCAGCGGCAGCGCUGGCUCGAACCUGUGUAACGGCAGCGGCAGCUACCGAAAGUUUGCUGAUCCGGUGGAGAGUCGGGGCGGUCCAGGAGGAGCGGCGGUCGGAGCCACGGGGAACUCCUGUACCCGCUCCAUCAGCCAGCCCGAGUGCAGAAGCUCCACCGCGGCGCUCUCCUGGGUCUCCCCGCCGUCUCGGCGUCGUUCUCGUCCAUUGACGAACAUGGAGCCCCCCGCCGAGGCCGCGGUGCCCCAGCUGGUGGCGGAGCCCUCGGCGCACGCCGGGAUCGAGGAGGAGGUGGAGGCGGCGGGUACCGAGGACAGCAACCACCCGGAAACAGACUCCAGCUCCUGCAGGUAGGAGGAAAAAGGGUCAUCAUGAGUUUUCAGCUGGAAGUCACCAACCUUAGCAACACUGUUCAGACUGCUCUUGAAACUUUCUUGAAAAGUUUUAACAAGCAGAUCAGCUGUGUUGCACCACUCCAUCAGCAUGAUCUGAUGCAGGCACGCGGCAAGUAAGGAUAGACUGAUACCUUCCAUCUCCACACCCUCAAAAAGAAAGAGUAAAUAUGAAUUUAUUCAAGAGGUGAGUUAUUACAUCAUGCGUAUCUCACAGGAUGCAGCACCUGAAGUGAUUUCUGUUUCCUCGGGUUUGCCUGAAGCAUAUCUGUGCACAUGCCGUCUGGAGUUAAAGGAGGACAACAUUGAGUCUCUGUCCGCCUCCUGCCUGCUGCAGUUGUCAUCGGUGGUCCAAGCCUGCUGCUCCUUCCUGGUGAAGCAGCUCCACCCCUCUAACUGUUUAGGGAUUUGCUCCUAUGCUGAUGCUCAGGGCUGCCAUGACCUGCAGAGGGCUGCUAACACCUACACCAUGGAACAUUUCCUGGAGGUAGUUGGAAGCCAGGAGUUUGUUUUACUACCAGUAGAGGAGAUGGAACGGCUGCUGACAUCUGAUGACAUCAACGUGCCUGAUGAAGAAACCGUAGUGACCUCUCUGCUAAGUUGGGUCGGUCACGACCCCCUCACUCGACAGCGCCACCUGUCCUCGCUGCUGUCUCACAUCAGGCUACCCCUGCUGCAACCACAGUUCUUGGUGGAUCUAGAGUCCAACCCCUUCCUCCGUGACAGUGUGGAGUGUCAGCGACUCCUGAUGGAGGGGAUGAAAUAUCAUCUUCUACCCCAGCGGCGUCCUCUGCUUCAGAGUCCUCGCACCCGGCCCCGCAAGGCCACAGUAGGGGCCAUGUUUGCUGUGGGGGGUAUGGACGCCUCAAAAGGAGCCACAAGUAUCGAGCAAUAUUGUCUGCGUCGGGACGCGUGGAAGCAGGUCGCCACCAUGAGCGGACGGAGACUACAGUUUGGUGUUGCCGUCCUUGACGAUCGUCUUUAUGUGGUCGGAGGCAGAGAUGGACUCAAGACACUCAACACUGUGGAGUGUUAUAAUCCACACAACAAAACAUGGAGCGUCAUGCCUCCCAUGUCCACACACCGGCACGGCUUAGGUGUGGCCGUCCUAGAGGGACCCAUGUAUGCAGUGGGAGGACAUGAUGGCUGGAGCUACCUCAGUACGGUGGAAAGGUGGGACCCCCAUGCUCGCCAGUGGAGCUUUGUAGCGAGCAUGGCUACACCCAGAAGCACAGUGGGUGUAGCUGUCCUCAACAGGAAGUUGUAUGCUGUAGGAGGUCGUGACGGCUCAUCCUGCCUGCGCUCGGUGGAGUGCUUCGACCCCCACACAAACAGAUGGGCUAGUUGUGCUCCCAUGGCAAAAAGGCGAGGAGGUGUGGGCGUGGCCACGUGGCAUGGCUUCCUGUACGCCAUCGGGGGUCAUGAUGCUCCGGCGUCCUCUCUGGCAUCUCGGCUAAGUGACUGUGUGGAAAGAUAUGACCCGCAGACAGAUGUGUGGACCGCAGUCGCCCCUAUGAGCAUCAGCAGAGAUGCUGUUGGUGUUUGUCUCCUUGGCGACCGUCUCUAUGCUGUGGGCGGCUAUGAUGGACAGGUGUACCUCAGUACUGUAGAGGCUUAUGACCCUCAGACGAAUGAGUGGACACAGGUCGCUCCCCUGUGCCUCGGCAGGGCCGGUGCUUGUGUGGUCGCCGUCAGACUGUGAGAACAAGAACACACACACGAUGACAUUCUAACUGAACAUGAUGCAGCUCAGAGGACGUCCACCAGGUGAAACAGAUGCCUUCACCGGGGUGACGGCCGGAUCAGUGGGGUCUUCAGGUGCGGGUCGGGUCGGGUCUCUGUCUGGGUUUACAUCCUGGUAACUUCCACUGCAGGAAGAAUCUGAAACCGCCGAAGAGGAAUCAGCAGUGCUUAUCUGUAGAGGACACACACACACACUCACACACACACACACACACACACACACACUAUAAAACCCACAAAAAUGCUCUCUUCUGGUUUCUGCUGACAGAUAAGUGAGACGAGGAGAUUUUUAAGACUCUCAUCAUUUUCAGCUCCCAUCUUUCCCGAACACACUUUCAUGGAUGCUAUUUUAACACACACCCUGUUUUUAUUUGAUAUUUUGCUGCUGUUGGCGAGUACACCGCUGUUUUGCUUUGCCAUUGCUGCCCGCUGACAGAUGAAAGCAAGGCUUUUGACAUAAUCAGCACAGCCUCGUAAACAGCUAUUCUGUAUGAGGUUUUAUUCCCGUCUGAAACACUUUCUGCUCCAUCUGAUACGUCUUCACACGUCUUUCAUGUUGCAUCAGCAACAUCUAAAGCCUCUGCAAAUGGGGGCGUGCAAUUUUUUGUCAUUUGUUUCCAUGUGCAGUUUGACCCCCCCUCCCUACACACACACACACCAAGUGGUUGAUGGUUAUUAUGCAGCGUUAAUAGUUUUACAGCCAGAGCAAUAACACCAACAGAGUGGUCCUGUGUUGAUCCCUGCAGGAAGAAUUUGUUUUCAAUUUCCAGCCCAGAGCACAAGGUCAGCUGUUUACUGGCUCAGGAUUUUAAACAGGGUCCACUCAGCUUUUCCAUCUACCAGCCUCCUUGAUUUUCCUCCGCUGUAGCUGCUCAGUGUGUGUGUGUACGGGUGUUGGCUGUUUGGAGAUUGCCCAAGAAUAUAUUUUUAUCUCAAAUGAGAAUCUUCCUUCUGUUCCUCUCUCCUCCAUCCUCUAUUCCCUGCUGUUCCCUGACACACACACACACACACACACACACACACACACACACACACACACACACACAGCUUCAUUUUAAAGCAGGAUUUGAUUCCCAGGCAAAAAAAAACCUAAAAGCAGACAAUAUAAUGAGACUCUGACUGUAAUGAUCUCACCAGUGGCAGCGUUUUGUUUGAUGUCACGUUCAAAGUGCUCAGAUGUGAUGCUGCUGAAGACAAAAGCAUCUAACCUGAAGGAGGAGGAUGAAUCUGCUGGAACACACUCGUGCAGUCGUGCUGGUGGGCUGUGACAAGAAGCAGGAGCAGUACAGACACUUCCUGUAAGACACCAUCAGUGUAGUUCAUGUCUGAUACAAAGAAGGAAAUGUGAUGAAAUCUGAGCUAGAUGCACUUUACACACACACACACACCUGACAGCUGAAGAGUCCCAGUAGCCAGCAGAGAUUGAAAGACCACCCUAAUUUGCCAGCAGGAGGUCUAAAAAGCUGCCGAGGUCAGAUCAGGAUGUUAACCAAACGCAUGGCUGCAUUACCCCAUCUUUCUCCCCUUCCAACCUGCUGGUUAUUUACAGGAAUUCUCUUCAGAUCCCACAAGCGUGUCCUCUCCGCCAUGUUGUCAUGUUGUUUUAGGCUGAGGUGAACAGAUAAAAACAUUCCAAACGGGGUUCUCUGUAGACUGUAUAUUAUGUAAAGGAGUAAAUCUGUUGUUGCGUUCUGUUGUGUGUAAUUCACACUAAACCUUCCGUGUAGUGUGUUUGCUUUUGUACCAUGAAUACAGAUGAAGUGUAAAUAAAGACUCGCUGCUACGGCU
Nothobranchius furzeri (turquoise killifish) is the source of this 5190-nucleotide messenger RNA. NCBI's taxonomy places the organism in Eukaryota, Metazoa, Chordata, Actinopteri, Cyprinodontiformes, Nothobranchiidae. The record is from RefSeq and is a predicted model, not a curated record.